This is a messenger RNA of Mus musculus (house mouse), 1601 nucleotides long. It is a transcript of the gene Pir, whose product is annotated as pirin. The record is from RefSeq and is marked validated. Gene Ontology annotation, biological process: myeloid cell differentiation. Gene Ontology annotation, molecular function: metal ion binding; transcription coregulator activity; quercetin 2,3-dioxygenase activity. Bases 281 to 1153 code for a protein of 290 amino acids. Gene Ontology annotation, cellular component: cytosol; nucleoplasm; nucleus. Lineage: Eukaryota; Metazoa; Chordata; Mammalia; Rodentia; Muridae. The transcript has 10 exons.
AGAUCCAGAGAGCCAUGGGGCGGAGUCAGAGAAUCCAAACCCAGGGUAAAUAAAGGGUGUGUCCCCCGGUCCAAGGCCCCUGAGACCUAGAGACUCCCGCCUUCUGGAGGCCCGCAACAAAGCGCUGAGUCACGCUGACUGACGGCUGGCGCUCCGCAAACCUGUCCUCCCUUUGCUGUGUCCCUGCCGCUGUGGAGUCUAGGCACCUCCGACUGUGGCCUCCCUCCUGGGCCUGCGCUACUGCCCACUCAACAUCAGAACUUUCUUUAUAAACUUCAAAAUGGCAUCCUCUAAAAAGGUUACUCUCUCAGUGCUCAGCCGGGAGCAGUCAGAGGGGGUAGGAGCACGUGUGCGCAGAAGCAUUGGCAGACCCGAGUUGAAAAAUCUGGAUCCAUUUUUACUGUUUGAUGAAUUUAAAGGAGGAAAGCCGGGAGGAUUUCCUGAUCAUCCACACCGAGGAUUUGAAACAGUAUCUUAUCUUCUGGAAGGGGGCAGCAUGGCCCAUGAAGACUUUUGUGGACAUGUUGGUAAAAUGAACCCAGGAGACCUACAGUGGAUGACUGCAGGACGAGGCAUUCUGCAUGCUGAGAUGCCCUGCUCAGAGGAGCCAGCUCAUGGCUUGCAGCUGUGGGUGAAUUUGAGACGCUCAGAAAAGAUGGUGGCGCCUCAGUACCAGGAACUGAAAAGUGAAGAGAUCCCGAAACCCACCAAAGAUGGUGUGACAGUUGCUGUCAUUUCAGGAGAAGCCUUGGGAAUAAAGUCGAAGGUUUACACUCGCACACCAACCUUAUAUCUGGACUUCAAGUUGGACCAAGGAGCAAAGCAUUCCCAGCCUAUUCCUAAAGGGUGGACAAGCUUCAUUUAUACCAUCUCUGGAGAUGUAUAUAUUGGGCCUGAUGAUGCUCAACAAAAGAUAGAACCACAUCACACAGCAGUCCUUGGAGAAGGUGACGCUGUCCAGUUGGAAAAUAAGGACCCCAAAAGAAGCCAUUUUGUCUUAAUUGCUGGGGAGCCAUUAAGAGAACCAGUUGUCCAACAUGGUCCAUUUGUGAUGAAUACCAAUGAGGAAAUUUCUCAGGCCAUUCUUGAUUUCAGAAAUGCAAAAAAUGGUUUUGAGGGGGCCAGAACCUGGAAGUCAAAGAUUGGAAACUAAUGAAGAGCUGAGACGCUGCCACUUGGAUGGACUGGCCAUUCGGUAUAUUAAAUUUCCAAGGCUAGUUUAGCUGGUGCUUCUGAAGCCACAUUAAGCUGGGCUUAGUGAUGCAGAGUCCUUUAAUCCCAGCACUCUAGGAGUCAGAGACAUUGGGUAUCUCCGAUUUCCAAGCCCAUCUGUCUUGAAAAUGGAAAAAUAAAAAAUAGAAUUCCACAUUAAAAAGAUGUUUUUUUGUAAUGAAUCUUCAGAAUGCAUUAUAUUCAUGUUUGAAAUUGUCAAAGAAUAUGUUUAAUUUAAAAAGGAAAACUACAAACAAUAAAAAAAUGGCAGUAACAUAUGUAAAAUAUUUCCUGAUACAUGCAAAUAAUUUUACUUGUUGCUUUUAAAAAAUCAAUGUUCUUCAUUUGGUAGAAAUUAUUAAGCACCUAUAAAAAUUAAUUGCUAUUUA